UAUAUAAUACAACAUUUGUUCCCAGACACCCUUUCUGUGAAGCUUUGUCUUGCAAUCUUCUUCAAACUUUGUUUAUUUCCUUAUUCAUGGCGUCUACAUUUGUUGCACUAUCAAGCCCAUUAUUAUCUUUUAACAAAAAAGGCAUUCCUUCGCCUUCUAACCAGAGGAUGUUGGGGUCGCCAACACAUAGCAUGAGUGCAAUUUCUAAGAAAUUGGAACUUACUAAGGUUGUUGCUCAAGCUGAUAGAGUUUUGAUAUGUUUGGAGCAGUUACCUGAGAAAUCAGGUGGGGGUGUUUUGCGGACUAAAGCAGCGGUUAGAUAUGAGCGGUGUCUCAUGGCGGAGAUUCUCUCUGUUGGCUUUGAUAUUGGAUAAGUUGGGAUUGACUUUCUCUCUGGAAAGAAGGUUGAUUUGGGAACAGAUGACAGACAGGCAUUGCUUUGUUAAGGAGAUUGAUUUGCUGGCUGUGGUCGACUGAUUUUCCACUGGUUUUAUAGGAUAUUAUUACCAACUAUUGGCUUCCCUAGUAGCUACUGUUGUAUCAAUGUCUUCAAUUGUAUUAAUUUAGGGGGACAUUUUUCCCUUUUUUUUUUUUUUUUUUUUAAUUUUGAUGCUGCCAUAGUUGGGAAUUGUCCCCAGGUUUAACCUCUUGUAUUUUCCUUUGACCUGCAUUUAUUUGUACCUGUUUAGGCUUUGCUAUAUUCGGCAGAUGUCCUAUUCUAUUCUGUUGGUCCA
Molecule: messenger RNA, 734 nt
Organism: Mangifera indica (mango)
Lineage: Eukaryota; Viridiplantae; Streptophyta; Magnoliopsida; Sapindales; Anacardiaceae
Product: 10 kDa chaperonin 2, chloroplastic-like
Exons: 6
Coding region: 87-374 (95 amino acids)
Source: RefSeq, a predicted model, not a curated record